Acanthosepion pharaonis is the source of this 1164-nucleotide messenger RNA. Lineage: Eukaryota; Metazoa; Mollusca; Cephalopoda; Sepiida; Sepiidae. The record is from the annotation of a GenBank genome assembly.
AUGGCAAGUGUUUGCUCUAACGACAAAGAAGAGUUCUUACGAGUGAAGCCUCCAACUACCUCAUCGGAGGAUUCCAGUGUAAAGGCAGAUCCAUACGCCCUUCAGCUUGACCAGUUGGCAGCCGGCAUUAGGCGCAGUAUUGUGUUGGAUGAGGAGGUUUUCGAAGAAACCUUUCUGCGCUGUAUGAUCUGUCGAGACCGUUAUGAAGAGAAUGUCAAAAUACCUAAAAUCUUACCCUGUCACCACUCCUUCUGCCUACCCUGCUUGCUGCAGUUGUAUCAGUCUGAGUGCACCCAAAGCAGUAGUCUCAGACACUCACGUUCUGUUGGCGUAGGUGGCGCCAUUAGCUUCCAGUGCCCCAGCUGCCGCAACUCAUUUAUGACUUCCGAGAGUCACGUGAUUCAACUUCCCACUGACCACCGUGUUGUCCAACUGCUGGACUUUGUGCGUCACACCAACACCUACACGGUCAACUUUUGCUCCAAGCAUCAUCUACAACCCCUAAACUUCUUCUGCGAGCCGUGCAUCAAGCCCGUCUGUCGUGAUUGCACAGUGCUAGACCACAAAGAGCGCCACGGUCAUAUGGUUAUGGAUGUGGACGAGGCUCUCAAAAAGUACCGACCAGUACUGGAAUUGGCCGUGACCAAUAUGGAAAACGAGGCGACAUCACUGCUUAGUAAGAAAGGGACGCUCGAGUGUAUGGUCAAAUCAAUUGAAUCGAACCAUGACAUAUUAAUGCAACAGAUCAAAGAUGCAUUCCGAGUGAUUCGAGAGGCCCUCGACACAAGAGAGCACGACCUCAUGGAGAUGACAGAACAAAAUAUUUCGCGAGAGAAACACCGCAUCACAUCGAUUGUGGAAAAGAUGGAGGAGCGACAGAAAGCGAUAAAUAAAGAAUGCGUGAAGCUGCGAGAAGCGCUGACUGAUUCCAACAUCGAAGAGAUGUUUAACCUUCACGAGAGUCUGAAGAAGGCAGCCAAGAACCCGAUUCGUGUGCGCGAACUUGAUGAUGGUCUUCAGACACAACUGUCGUUCCAUUCAUCUCUGGAUCUUCUGCUGGAGAGGAUUGAUAAUUUUGGCGACAUAGCAGCCCAGGUGACGAUGAACAGUUUGACAAAAGAAACAAAUGCGAGUAACUCCCAUUUAACAUCUUCCGAUUGCUAA